This is a messenger RNA of Cokeromyces recurvatus, 1197 nucleotides long. RefSeq lists its product as uncharacterized. Gene Ontology annotation, molecular function: protein binding. The coding region runs from base 48 to 1001 and encodes 317 amino acids. The transcript is spliced from 2 exons. The record is from RefSeq and is a predicted model, not a curated record. Lineage: Eukaryota; Fungi; Mucoromycota; Mucoromycetes; Mucorales; Mucoraceae.
CUUUAUUUUAUUUUAUAUUUUUUUGUGUGCGGGUAAAGAUAAAUAAUAUGAAUAAACUAAAAAAAGCAUUUUCUAUAGAUCGUCAAGAUCAGAAAUCUUCCGAGAUUAAUAAAAAGAGAUUCUCGUUAUUUCAUAAAAAGAAACAUACAGGAGAGUUACCUCGUUUAUCAAUAAGUACACCUUGUAUCGAAUAUCCACCAAUACUACAUUCAGCUUUUGAGCUUAAUCAUUCCCAACCUUUUGUUAAAUAUAGACCUCGAUCUGUUCAAAUCGAAUCUAAUUCUUUUCAUUCAUUCAAUUCGACUUCAACUACAACAGCCUCAUUAAACACACAAGAAAAUAGAAGUUUAUAUUCAGUUCAUUCUGAUAUCAAUAAUAAUAAUGUAUCAGAAGAUCAAAAAGGGAUGGCAUCAGCAAAUAAUAAUAAUGAUUUUGAUGAAAACUCUUAUUUUCAACUGGGAAUGAAAUAUCAUGAGAAAGGAGAAUUAGAAAAAGCUACCUAUUAUUGGAGAUUAUCAGCUAAAUCAAGGUCACCGGUAGGACUAUUUUUUUAUGGUAUUGCACUUAGACAUGGAUGGGGAUGUAAAAAGGAUCCAGCAAAAGGAGUUCGAUAUUUACAAAGUGCAGCUGAAGUAGCAGUUUAUGAUUUACAAACAGGAAUAGCUCAGUCUGUUUCUGUUGCUAAGUCCGAACUAGUGCUUGCCAUUUAUGAGCUCGGUGUUUGUUUUCGUCAUGGAUGGGGGGUGCCUAAGAAUCUAGAAACAGCAACGUACUAUUUCCAAAUAGCAUCCAACUUGGGUGAUCCUGAUGCACAAAAUGACUUGGGAUUCUGUUAUGCGCAUGGUUUAGGUGUAAAAAAAGAUUUAUAUUUUGCAGCCAAAUACUACCGCAUGGCAGAAAAACAAGGACAAGGUAUCAUAGGAAAUUCCUGGAUUUGGAAGGAAAAAUACGAUCAAGUAGAAAAACCUGGAUGGACAGGACAAGUGAAAAAGAAAAAAUAAUUUUUUUUUUAUCAUUUCUCCUUCUCUGUAUUAUAGUCAUUAUUAUAUCUUUAUAUAUAUACCUUAUACUUUUUGAUUUAUAUAUUAUGAUACAAAUAUAUAUAAAUAUAUACACACAUAUACAUAUAUCCUACCUUAUAUAAAUAUACGUUAAAUAUCCUCUUCUUUUGUAUUUAAUUCUAAAAACAAAUAAAAU